Molecule: messenger RNA, 770 nt
Organism: Cylicocyclus nassatus
Lineage: Eukaryota; Metazoa; Nematoda; Chromadorea; Rhabditida; Strongylidae
Source: the annotation of a GenBank genome assembly
CAUUCUAAGUGCUCCACACCGAAGCGUCGUGAUCGCAAAGCCGCUGUUAUAGCUGCCUAUAGCACGAAGAAGCAAACGACUGUAUCAACAUUCUCUGAAGCAUAUCACAACGGGACUGCGAGAAGAUGUUCAAGUUGUUCACAGUCACAAUCACGCUUACACUCUGCGUUGCAAGCACCUAUGGAGUAAAAAUAGAGGUGACAAUCAAGCCCUCUUCCAAAGCAAACUGCAAUGAGCAUACAGAAUCGGACGACAGGCUGAUAAUUGAUUUUAUUUCAAUUUUUGAGACGGACACGAACGGCCUGAUUUUGAGCGGUGGAAUAAUGCCCGUGGGUGAGAGUUUCCUAAAGAAUGGGAUCUCGAAAACGCAUGACUACACAGAGCAUCCCAAAGGAACUAUGGUUGGCCCAGUUCUUAGAUCGGAAAGAACAUCAAAGUAUCAUAUCAUCCUGCAUGUUCGCGCCAAAACCAUCAAGUAUGAUGAUGGUAUAUUUUACUACUACAGAGAAAGUCUCAUGAAGUGGGGAGAGUCUGAGGAUAAGCACACGGAACAGGAUGAUACUACCUUUCAUCAGUCUCCAUUUCUACCAGGUCAAGUCACCGUGAAACUCAAUGGGCAGACAGUGCUAUCGGUAGCGGAUGGGAAAAAUUUCUGCUACAAUAUGUACUCUUGGAUCCCUCAGCAUGGAAUGUAUCGCUUGAAUGCCACAACGCACGAAUGGAUUUACAUGUUCUACUAUCCAAUCCAAUUUCCGUCCGUACUUUCGUGA